Messenger RNA from Eurytemora carolleeae, 1961 nucleotides. RefSeq lists its product as uncharacterized. The transcript is spliced from 25 exons. The coding region runs from base 50 to 1888 and encodes 612 amino acids. Lineage: Eukaryota; Metazoa; Arthropoda; Copepoda; Calanoida; Temoridae. The record is from RefSeq and is a predicted model, not a curated record.
CGGGUAGUUAGUUCUGGGACUUUUACAUACACUUUGCUUUUCCUACAAAAUGCACUGGAAAUUUGCAUUGCUGAUAAUUUACCAAAUUCCCAUCAUUUGUACACAGAAGCCAGUAGUCAAUUCAACUGCUAUAACCAGCAACUUAACAAAGGCUAAUUUAGAAGGAUCAAAAAACCCGGAAAAUGUACCCAAAGCAACGCAUGUGAAUGCCACCCUCUUGCUAAGUCCAGGAAAUUCAACAAGAGCUAAUCCAAGAAAUAUUACCAACACAAAUCUGGGAAAUUCAACCAAACCAAAUCCAGGAAACUCAACCAAAUCAAAUCUAGAGCAGGCAACCAACCUGAAUGCAACAUUAUUAAACGAAACAAAGCUGGUGAAUGUUUCAAGCCCUAAAACUAGAAUGAAUGCUGGACCUAGACGAACAAAUGUCCUUAUUCCACAAAUAAUUUCAAGAAGUCAUGGGGGCCUUCACAAUAUUUCAAAUCAUAGAGUGUGCAAUUCUCUUUCUGAUGUAUUUGACAAUUGUAUGGCUCAAGUAAUCUUAGCAAUACGACAGUGUUCAGAUGUGAAUGAUUUUGCUGAGGGCAACUGUUCUGCUCACAUUAUUCUACCAGGAAAGACGAGGCCAUGGCAAAAGAAGGUGCCGCACAAACGGAAAAAGAAGAUCUUACAUCAUCGAAAACGAAAAUGUAAAAGUGUUGAUGAAGUACUUCGUGGAGAGUGUCCAACAGAGCUAAUACCAAACUUAAAGGAGUGCAAUAGUGUUAAAGAUUUUGCAAAAGAAAAUUGUAGAGCUGAGCUAAUUCUAGAUCAUAAGUGCCAAAGUGUUAAUGAAUUGAUGAAAGAAGAAUGCGGAGCACAGAUUCUACCUUCGUCAGAGUGCACAAGUGUUGACCAAUUUGCGAAUGGAAAUUGUUUAGCAGAACUUUUAUCUGAUGAACCGGAAUCACUAGAACAGUGCCAAAAUAUUGACGAUAUGAUGACUGGAAAUUGUAUGGUAGAGAUUAUACCUAUAAAAUCAAAACGCCAGUGCAACAAUACAGCGCAGUUUGCGAAUGGAGCCUGCUCUGCCCAACUUAUACCUGCUGUAAUGUGUGAGAAUACAGAAGAUUUCGCGAGAGGAACCUGUGCGGGACAGCUCUUACUUGGACAAAUUUGUGAGAGCUUAACGGAAAUGUCGCUUGGAAACUGUUCUACCGAGUUAUUGUUGGCAAACAAGUGUCGCGAUAUUUCUGAGUUUAGUUUAGGAGAGUGUGCUGCUGAAACAAUACCAGGCUAUCAGGGAACAUGUGAUGACUUUACAAUGCUCGAUGAAAGGGAAAGUUGCACGGCUUCCAUCAUAGCAGUUGAUAAGAAAUGUGUUUGGGGACAACCAUGCGAAAAACCAAAUCAAGAGAUUUGUAGGACCUGUUCGUCUCCUGUACAAGUUGAUCAUUACACUAAGCUGGCCCCUAAAUCCUACUGCGAGGGAGAUUUAUCUCUAAAAACUGUUCACGGUCUUAAAUGCAAGGUUAAGAAUGGCACUAGUAGUUGUAUGGUCGGUGGAGAGGGAUAUUCAUUUUGUGAUACAGAGUUCCUUUUUUUCAGAGCUGGGCACUGGCAAGACUGGGAUCUCUGUUCAUUAUGUACGGAGACUGACAGGAUGACACCUCUUACUGCUCAUGGACUCAGCUGUGACGGGGAGUGUUCUUCAAAAUGGAAUAACAAAGAAAUAGCUUCCCCGAGAUGCAGAGUCAAAGAAAGAUUAGAGAAUGAUCCUGAAUUUGACUACUGUACAACGUGUGAUUCUACAUUGGACGGAGGAUGCGCAAAUAUUACACAAAUAGACGACAGACCUGGGAAAGAUGUAAAACAGUUCGGAUUUGGAGAUGGUGUCACCGUUAAGUAGAAGUGGAAAAAGAAACAAAGAUGAAAAUGGAAAUUGUAUUUAGUUGCAUCAUUAAAAGAAAUUCAAAAUUUAA